GCCAGACUUCAUGCAGCUUGCCAUUAAAAUGUUUUCAUUGCCUCCAACCUCGCUAGGCUUCCCCGUUUGAUAAUAGCACACAUAUAAAGACGGCCGUUUGACGAAUUAAAACGCCACACGUCUCGACGGGCAGCCCGGGGCGCUCUAGGAGCACAACGUAGCGGCGGGCGUUAUUUUGGAGGCUGUUGCGUUCCUGUGGCCACGACAAGCUAGCUAACGUUCGCAGGCCCCAAACCGCACUGGGAAACCGGGUGGACGACCAUGGCGAACAUCGCAGUUCAGAGGAUAAAACGGGAAUUCAAGGAGGUGCUCAAAAGCGAAGAGACGAGCAAAAACCAGAUUAAGGUGGAUCUGGUGGACGAGAACUUCACAGAACUUAAAGGGGAGAUAGCAGGGCCACCAGACACACCGUAUGAAGGGGGUAGAUAUCAACUAGAAAUUAAAAUUCCGGAGACAUAUCCUUUCAAUCCACCCAAGGUGCGGUUUAUCACAAAGAUCUGGCAUCCCAACAUCAGUUCAGUCACAGGUGCAAUAUGUUUGGACAUUCUCAAAGAUCAGUGGGCGGCGGCCAUGACGCUUAGGACAGUCCUCUUGUCACUACAAGCUUUGCUGGCAGCUGCGGAACCAGACGAUCCACAGGAUGCAGUGGUAGCCAAUCAGUACAAGCAGAACCCCGAGAUGUUCAAACAGACAGCGAGGCUCUGGUCUCACGUCUACGCUGGCGCUCCCGUCUCCAGUCCGGAUUACACGCGCAAAAUAGACGAACUCUGUGCCAUGGGCUUCGAAAAAAAUGCAGUAAUAGUGGCCUUGUCGUCAAAAUCCUGGGACGUGGAGACGGCGACGGAGCUAUUAAUCAGUAACUGAAUCUCGACAACAGCUUUUACAUCUUCUUCAUCCCCCCCCCCCCCCCCCACCGCCUCACACGUCUUCGUAUUCUCAGCGUCUCUGCCCGCGUCGCCCCUUCUGUUUCGCAGUGGACUCUGCCCCCCGCCCCGCACUUCCCCCGCCCCUCUGUUGUGCCACACACUCCAAUCAGUUGCCCGGCAAACACGCAUCGCUGGCCCCCGUGAAGGUCAUUCAACAUUCCGGUCAGUGCUGCAAUCACAAGUCCGACCACUUAUUAAGCCCGCCCCGUGACCCGCCAGUCACGUCUCUGACCGCGUACAACAAACAUUCAUCAUCUAUGGAGGCAUUCACUUUUAGUUUUGGAAAACCUUUUUGUAAGAAAGAGUCAAGCAUUCAGACAGACUCUUUGGAACAAAUAUAAUUUUAAACUGUAGACAACCCAUAUACAUUAUCACGUGCCACUCAUGGCAUUAGUGAGGGUAGCUUACAAUGUAAAAUAAAUUCCAAUGUCAUUGUUCUGGAAAGAAUUCCUGCACAGACAUGACCGGGGCAUAUUCCUUCGUUUAGAGACCACACCAGUUCACGGCACCGUCAAUGUCGUCCCAUUCGUGUGACGCGGACUCAAUACAAGUUAGGAACCAGGUUUAAGUAAUCCCACCAAAAUAUAUUUGCAGUGUAAUUACUCUCUAAAAGCGCUCUGACAUCCCUCCCCCACUGGUUCAUUACUUGAAUAAACAACCACAUUAAAAAAAGACAAAGGAAAAAAAGAAAAGCAUUUUAUUUGGUUUUGGCCUUCUACAGGAAUAUAUUUGGAUUCUUGUUUUUAAAAACCUAGAAGAAACACAAAUGCAACCUCCAAAGUAAAAGAAAAUGCUCAAGUAUUGCGCCACCUUGAUAAUGCCAACAGAUAUGUGUAAAGAUUCAUCUGUAAAUAAAGAUAAAGUCUGUGUAAAUUAACAAA
Phycodurus eques (leafy seadragon) is the source of this 1807-nucleotide messenger RNA. RefSeq names its product ubiquitin-conjugating enzyme E2Ka (UBC1 homolog, yeast) (gene ube2ka). Gene Ontology annotation, biological process: protein polyubiquitination; proteasome-mediated ubiquitin-dependent protein catabolic process. Gene Ontology annotation, cellular component: nucleus. Gene Ontology annotation, molecular function: protein binding; ubiquitin conjugating enzyme activity. Lineage: Eukaryota; Metazoa; Chordata; Actinopteri; Syngnathiformes; Syngnathidae. The record is from RefSeq and is a predicted model, not a curated record. The transcript has 7 exons. The coding region runs from base 262 to 864 and encodes 200 amino acids.